AUGACCACCGCCCUUCAACUGGACGAAGUAAUUCCCUCACGUGAAGAGAGCCCUCUCAAACGGAGGCUGUCUUUCGACGCCGAUUUCCAGCGCAAGUCCUCGGACACCAGCGCACCUCAGCAGCAACGCGCUUCCGCCGACUUUGGUCUGGUAGAACCUCACGUUGCUGCUCCCACUGCUCCGACGACGGAGAAGCCCAGAGAGAGGAACGGGCUCCCAGAGCAGAAGGAAGCAAUCCAGGAGUACCAACAGGCGUCCCAACAAGAAUGUGAAAUCACACUGCCAGCUCAGUCUCCGGAGUGCGCCGCCAGCGGUGCCAAUACACUCCAGACUCUGUCCGCGACCCCGAUCAAAGAAAGGGCUGCGGGCUCUCCGACGCCCUCUCAAAGACAGCCGGAGCCACAAGAUGGACGCAAAGUGAGCCAGUCAAGUCGCCAAGCGAGUUUAUCUCACCAGCACGUUUCGUUCUCCUCUGUCCUUCAAGAACUUAACAGCAUCAGCAAAGAACACCUCGAAGCCCAGCGAAUCAAGUCAGCCGCUCUGAGGACCUCAUACUAUGAUUCGGAUCACGCUCCACGCCACUCUCAGGUUGUCCUAACUGCAACAGGUGUGUCAAUCAAGGUGCAGCACGUCACCCUUAUGGUCGUCCUCAUGCUGAUCGUGACGGCCGUGGCAAUAGUCAUUGUGUUGCUGUUCGCACGAGGCGCCAAAUCACCACCCUCAACACCGUUCCGCAAGACUGAGGACUGCCUCGCCCACUCGUGGCGCCUCUCUAAUGGACUAAACCGCCAUCUCGAUCCAUGCCACAACUUUAGUGCCUACGUCUGCUCCGCUUGGUCGCCUCCGAAAGGCUACCUAGAGUGCUCUAACUCAGCCAUGGAUGACGUAAGGAAAUCGUGGUUUCCACAAUUCUACAACGUACUCAGCGAAGGGACGAAAACCAUCGGUGCGGGCCGCAAACCAAUGGCCAUGUACUUGUCCUGCAUGGGCAACCGAUCACAGUACGGCUCGAACUUGGACAUCUUCUGGAAGUUCCUCAACGAAUGUAGACUCUCCUGGCCAGAGAAACCCGCGCCAAGUGACACCAGCGCCCUCGACGUACUGAUGACGCUAGCUUUCAAGUGGCAGGUCCCGCUAUUCUUCCAAGUGCGCGCUAUGCGCUUGUCCCCACCAAAUUGGCGUUUCAUAUUAGAGCCCGGUUCCCUCAUAUCAAUUUUGUACCAUCAGCAUCUCACAGUCAAAAGCACCGGCGGAUACGCGAAAUACUGGGCCACGUUCUUCUACAUCCUUAGCCGAAACUACAGUAAGUAUGGGGUCGACACGAAGUUUAUCAACACGACUAUGGUUAUGGAAGGUGACGUCUUCAGAAAACUGCUGAACGCUAGGCGUAUUCCGGUAACCGAACCAGCUCUGGUGCGAAUCGCUCUAAUCGGACUCCUCACUCCGCCGCUGUCCUCCAAGCAAUGGCUACGUGCCUUCAGGCAGACCGAGCUUGAGCCUGAAGUGAAGCGCAACGACCAGGUUUUCGUAGGCGACGUAGAGUUCUUCCGGACUAUGGCGACCGUGAUGUCAUCGUACAGAAAAACCGAGCUGCUGUCCCUGAUCGCCUGGUCUUGCGUGCAGCUGUUUGCUCCGGCAGCGGAUAUCCAGCUGCUUGAGAAUCGGUACGACCAGGGCAUCACCAUAUAUCGGCCGUACUUCUGCGAGCGAUUCGUCGAGGCCGCAUAUCGGCUCCUGGUGAUCGCGCUCACCUCCGUGUCGCGCUUCACGUCAGCACAGCGCGCCGCCGUCGAAGCAGGCUUCGAUAGCUUGGUUUUGGCGGCUGCAGCAGCGGCCAUCGCAACGCAAUGGCUGGGCGCCGAGAGCCGGAAGCUCGCGGUCGUGAAGCUGCGUUCGACGCGGCUAAAGCUGUGGCCCCCCGAGCGUUUCCUCCAAAACGACGUGCUCGAGCGCAUGUACAGCGAUUUUCCCAGCACUGAACUUUCGUUUGCCGAGUACUGGGUGAAGACGAGCCGCUGCGCUGCUAAGGCGCAUGACACGCACGCUGACAUCGACGUCUUCAGCUUCGCGGUCAACUACGCACUGCCCUAUGUGCUCUAUGACGCCUCAAGCGGCGACGUCAAGGUGGCCGUGGGCGCCAUUAGUCCGCCCUUGUUCUACCCUGGCGGGACCGAGGCCAUGUUCUACGGGGGUCUGGGCUUUGCCAUGGCACUCAAUCUGGUCGCGUCCGUAGACCGACAGGGACUGCGGUGGCACCCGAACGGCACAUUCGGCCACUUCUUUUUGUCCAGCUCUUCCGCGAAGGCCUUCGAGGACAGAGACGGCUGCCUAGGGGCGCUUGACGGGCACGCCGCCAGUGGCGGAGACAGCACCCAGAGCACAACCGGCGCGAGGGCCAGCAUCUUUCCCGAGAUCCCUGCUCUCGAGGUUGCCUACGCGGCGUACCGCCGCGCAGUCAGCGACAGGGGAGACGAAGCUCUUCAGGGAAUUGUGGGGGGCUUUUCAGGAGACCAAGUGUUCUUCAUGACACUAUGCUACAUGACUUGCACGCGACCCGAUGCCGUGGGUCCGCACACAGUGGACUGCAACAAGGCGGUGCGCAGUUCGGAGGCCUUCGCCCGGGCAUUACAUUGCCCGCCCGAGUCCCAGAUGAACCUCAAGCUAAAGUGUAAAUUCUUUGGGUGAGAACCGGGCACUUCCCAAGGACUGCGAUACCACGUUCACGUGGCAUCGUACGACACACCUGCAUGUGGCCUGUGCACAUACAGUUUUCUGCGCAGCAUCGAAAGCGAUGUCGUCGCCAGCCAUACACAACGUACCCACUGUUUUAUUUCGUGUCUGGAAUGACGUUAAAAAGCGCGGGCUCUCUCUCUCUCAGUAUUUAAAAGUAAAUACCUAUGAUGAAUUCGUUGUAAGGCUUCGUUGCGCUCUAAACUCAG
Molecule: messenger RNA, 2939 nt
Organism: Dermacentor andersoni
Lineage: Eukaryota; Metazoa; Arthropoda; Arachnida; Ixodida; Ixodidae
Product: endothelin-converting enzyme 1-like
Biological process (GO): protein processing
Cellular component (GO): plasma membrane
Molecular function (GO): metalloendopeptidase activity
Source: RefSeq, a predicted model, not a curated record